UGGACCACCAUCCCGCACCACAUAGUUCCGGUGAGUUCCAGUGCAUCUUACGACGGUCCCAAGUUCUCCAUGCCAGGCGUGCACACGCCCAUCGACCUAGACGAUCCCCACAGCUUCCCUCAGAUCAACGGCUCCCAGAACGGAUACAGUAUGCUGAAUACCCCGAGAAUAACUCACGGCAUCAACGGCUCUAGUGUUCUAAUGACUCCCAGUUCACAAAGCCCUAUGCUCAACGGCAGGACGUGGAUGACCCCUGUAUCCAGCACUAGCCAGUUCAUGAACCGCGCCCCAACUUGGAACGUUACCAGAACAGGCGGCGUCAAGAAACCCAAACGUAUUCGCACAGCUUUCACAAGUCAGCAGAUGAUGGAGCUCGAACAGGAGUACGCCCGCACCCGCUACCUAGAUCGCAGCCGUCGGAUUGAACUCGCCAAGAUUUUAAAUCUCAACGAGCGCACUAUCAAAAUCUGGUUCCAAAAUCGUCGUAUGAAAGAGAAGAAAGAUAGAGCUGAAAGCAUGGAGGACUCUGAAGAGACUACGGAAUCAUCUCCGGAGCACGGGAACAUGCCGAUGCAAAUGUUAGUCCCUCACGACUUUCCUACGCCGGUGGCUGAUGCCCUCUACAAGCAGGAAGGUGUUUAUUUGGAGCCGUAUCCUGAGACUUCGACACCGCUGCCGAUGCCGACACAGUUGCCCCUGCCUCAUGGUAGCGACAGUCAAUUGAUGAACGGGUAUACAUAUGAGUAUCCCCAGGAUCACCAUUUGGCUUUCGAAUACCGUCAGAUGCAGUUACAAGAGGAAGCUUCGGCCUACGGGAGCGAGAUGCAGGAGGUGCAGAUGUCUCCUCAGUUCAAGGAGGAGUCUCCUCAGAGUGAGGAUCAGGGAAUUGUAACCACUAUGCCGGUGACAGAUGUUCAAAACACUGAUAUAUCAUGGAUUAGAAAUAUUUAUCCUGACGAGGAAUGUUAA
This is a messenger RNA of Cydia fagiglandana, 969 nucleotides long. RefSeq names its product homeobox protein Hox-A4-like. Gene Ontology annotation, biological process: regulation of transcription by RNA polymerase II. Gene Ontology annotation, molecular function: DNA-binding transcription factor activity, RNA polymerase II-specific; RNA polymerase II cis-regulatory region sequence-specific DNA binding. The record is from RefSeq and is a predicted model, not a curated record. The transcript has a single exon. The coding region runs from base 70 to 969 and encodes 299 amino acids. Gene Ontology annotation, cellular component: nucleus. NCBI's taxonomy places the organism in Eukaryota, Metazoa, Arthropoda, Insecta, Lepidoptera, Tortricidae.